This is a messenger RNA of Symbiodinium necroappetens, 1634 nucleotides long. The record is from the annotation of a GenBank genome assembly. NCBI's taxonomy places the organism in Eukaryota, Dinophyceae, Suessiales, Symbiodiniaceae.
GCGAGGAGCCUCCGAAUCUGGAUCCCCCGAAAGGGGUGGAGACACUUGGGGCCCUGCCGGCAGUGCGGAGGAUGCUUCUCACGAUGCAGGUACGCUGGACUCGGGGUCUCGAAAUGGAGGCUUCGUUCUGGAGAGGUAAGCUGUCCCUGGAUCCGGAGGAGAAUGUGAGCCUGGAGCGGUUGAAGCAAUGGCUAGCCACUGGCGCUGUGCCCUGGACGCUGCCAGGAGAUGACCUUUGUGGUUACGUUGCAGACGCGCGGAAGACACGUGGUAAAAGCUACACCGGGGGGAAGAUCCCGCGUGUGCUGAACGCCGGUUCUGGCCCGUUGGCGCCGAAGCCUCUAGAUUGCCAGCUGGACGGACGACCUUCCGCGGUGAAGGUCGUGGCUGCAGACGGCCUGGCACGAUUCUACAAUCGUGUUCUGGACGAGCGAGAGUUGAAGCCACCGUAUUUGCCCCUCCAAUGCCCGGUCGAGGAGCUGCAUGAGUGUUUUCCAUCUCCCCACUUCGACGCGGUCCACAUCCGAAACGCAUUGGAUCAUAGCUUCGAUCCUGUCUUGGGCAUCCAGCGUAUGCUUCAGGUGACCCGGCCACGUGGCUGGGUCCUGCUGCGGCAUGCGCGGAACGAGGGUGUGCCCGGCCAAUUCCGCAACGGCCAAGGGAAGCUCCGGCACCAGUUCUUCCAGCCCUUCCCCUUUUGCCGCGUCGGCGUCGCCCAGCAGAAGAUGGCAGUGGCGGCGGCCCAGCCCCCACAGGUUGCAAGCGCAGCAUCGAUCGCCGUGCCCAAGAAGAAGGCCCACUGGGCCGUGAGCUUCCUGGCCGGCUUCUGCUCGGGGGCGACGGAAGUUUCUGUGACGAUGCCCUUGGACACGGUGAAGACCUACUGCCAGGUCAACCGCACUGGACUGGGCCCAGUGGCCGGUGCACAGCAGAUUUACCAACUCAAGGGAAUUCACGGCUUUUACUUCGGGUUGCCUGCGGUGCUGGUUCAGGUGGCUGGAAAGGGUGCAAUCCGAUUCACUGCCUUCGAGCAGUUCAAGUUCCUUUUGCAGUACUGCGUGCCGAAGCCCUCCGUGGAUUUCCUCGCGGGGAUCGGUGCUGGAUUCGCAGAGGCCUUCUUGUGGACGACGCCCACAGAGAGAUUGAAGGUCCUGCGCCAGAACGACAUCAAGUCUGGACUGAAUCGCUACUCCAGCCUGGUGGGCUCCAUCCGCACCGUAGCCACCGAUCACGGCAUCCGGGGUCUUUAUGCAGGCAUCGGCGCCACGGGCAUCCGGCAAGCUUCUGGAGUUGGAGUUCGCUUUGCACUUUAUGGCCAUGUCAAGUCUGCUCUCACCACCGACCCACCGCAGAUGUGGCAGUCGGCGGUUGCAGGCGGCAUUACGGGCUGCUGCAGCACACUCCUGAACAAUCCCAUCGAUGUGAUCAAGUCACGAAUCGAAGCACAGGAUGGCAACACCAAGGAGUACACGAGCACUUUGCAGGCAUUUCGAAAAAUUUGGCAACAAGAGGGUGCCUUGGCUUUCUACAAAGGCGUUGCACCACGGUUGAUGAAAAUCUCGAUCGGUCAGGCGAUCACGUUCUCGGCUUACGAGGCAUAUUCCUCGGCGUUUUCCAGCUUGACGGGUUUGUGA